AUGGCCGAAACUCGUCAGCUUGUCAACUGGGCCGUCCGCCUCAAGACCAGCGACCUCCCGCGCGCGACCAUUGAAAAGACCAAGCGGCUGUACGCCGACUGGGUCGUCUGCGGCAUCGCCGGCGCGCCGUACCGCGUCAUCACGGGGCUCACCGUCAUGGCCGACGCGGUGGGCGGCAACCCCUCUGGCGCAUGCACGACGUUCUCUGGGCCCGGACGGCCGCCGUACUGGGCCGCAUACCUGAACGGCGGUGCCGGCCAUGUGGUCGAGCAAGACGACUUGCACAAUGCCUCGGUGGUGCAUCCCGCGACGGUCGUGUUCCCUGCCGCGUGGGCCGUGGCGCAGGCUACCAAGGCCACGGGGGCAGAGUUCAUCCUUGCCAGCGUGGUGGGGUACGAGGUCGCCUGCCGGGUCGGUAUCUUGCUCGGGAGGGAACACUACAAAGUGUGGCACUCGACCGCGACGGCCGGCACGCUCGGCGCUGCCGCUGCCGCCGCCAAGCUCCUCGGCCUCGACGAGGAGAAGACGCUCGACGCCCUGGGAAGUGCUGGCACGCAAGCUGCGGGCCUGUGGCAGUUCCUCGCCACCGCAGCCGACUCGAAGCAGGUCCACUGUUCGCACGCCGCGGGUACGGGUGUGCAGGCGGCCUACCUCGCGCAAGCGGGCGUAACGGGCGCCCACGACAUUCUGACCGGCGACCGAGGCCUGUUUGUCGGUUCGUCCCAUGGUACGAUGGACCCGAGCGUUCUGGUCCCCACGUCGGGAGUCUUCGAGGUCGACGCUACGAGCUUCAAGUAUCACGCGUCUUGCCGUCACACCCAUCCGUCCGCGGACGCCCUGCUCGAGUUGAUGUCAAAGCACGGCCUCAAGCCGGACGAUAUCGCCCGCGUAGACUGUGGAGUGCACCAGCCCGCCCUCGAUGUCCUCGGCCCUGCGGCGGCCGCAGAGAGCGUGCACCAGAGCAAGUUUUCCAUGGGGUUCGUGCUCGGCGUGUUGGCGAACGGCCAGUCGGCGCAGCUGGCCGACUUUUCCGACGCGCGUCUCGGCGACGCGGCGGUACGCAAGUUCCAAGCCAAGGUGCACAUGCACCUCGACCCGGGAGUCGACGCCGCGUACCCAAAGGCAUGGACUACGCGUAUGGUCAUUACGGCUGUCGAUGGCACAAAGUACGAGACCCACGUCCAGACUCCCAAGGGAGACCCGGGAAACGACCUGACAGACGAGGAGCUGCUCACCAAGUGGGGCAAGCUGGUCGAGUACUCUGGGAACAAGAAGGUGGAUGUGGGUGUCCUGGCCAAGGAGUUGUUGGCGCUCGAGGACAGGAAGAGCAUGGAUAACAUUCUCUAA
Apiotrichum porosum is the source of this 1347-nucleotide messenger RNA. RefSeq lists its product as uncharacterized. Lineage: Eukaryota; Fungi; Basidiomycota; Tremellomycetes; Trichosporonales; Trichosporonaceae. Gene Ontology annotation, molecular function: lyase activity. The record is from RefSeq and is a predicted model, not a curated record. Bases 1 to 1347 code for a protein of 448 amino acids. The transcript has a single exon.